Molecule: messenger RNA, 1681 nt
Organism: Nematolebias whitei (Rio pearlfish)
Lineage: Eukaryota; Metazoa; Chordata; Actinopteri; Cyprinodontiformes; Rivulidae
Gene: depdc7a
Product: DEP domain containing 7, paralog a
Exons: 9
Coding region: 2-1630 (542 amino acids)
Biological process (GO): intracellular signal transduction
Source: RefSeq, a predicted model, not a curated record
AAUGGGCGAGGACAUGGUGAGGGACGGCUGUCCCCACAGCCACCAAACACCAGAACGAGGUAUGGCUGGAACACCUUUUCGCGCCACCUACAUCUGGACCAGCAUCAUUUCCAACCUCCAGUUUCAAGUGGAGGUGAAGCACAGGCGCCACGCCCUCAAGUUGUACCAUGACUGCUUCCUGGGGUCAGAGGCUGUGGAUGUGGUGUUGACCUACAUCACUGUGAAUCGUUUCUUUGGCGAUGUGGCGGUGCCUCGCUACAAGGCCGUUCGCCUUUGUCAGACGCUCAUGGACUCCAAGGUGUUCGAGCCGGUGGGUCUUAAAGUAUUUGGGAAGGAAAAGAAGAAGCCCAGGUUUGAGGACAGCAGCUGCAGUUUGUACAGGUUCUUGAGUCCAGAGAUGCCCUCCUCAUUUGCAACUGACAUUCGUUCACAAACCCCUGGUACCACAGAAGGCAGCUAUGGCUCACCGAGCACCAACCAGAACAAGAACGACUAUACUCAGUCAUGUGAAAGAGAAGAGAUACCAACUUAUUCCACCCACUCCCCGGUGAAAAAAGACAAAUUACUGGAGGACGUGUUAGAAAACCUCGACCUCAGCUCCACCACCACUCCUCAAAUGACCCGCCUCGGCCUCUCUCAGGAAUGUGUGCAUGAAGUGUGGCACCAGCAGGUUGUGUCCAGGCUGCUGCAGCUCAUAGAGCUCCCACUGCUGGAGGACUCGCUAGAAGGCGAGGUCAGGUCCAGGCCUCUCCUGCAUGCCACCGACAAUGAUCCGGACCUGUUGUAUAUGUCAAGUUACCUGGACAGGGAGGUUCUGAAAGCCUUUAGUGAAGCACAGGCGGAUGAGUGGAUGUCGGGGGCGGUGGACUGUCUUGAGUUCCUGCCUGAUGAGCAGGUGGUGGAGGUCAGUCGUGGUUUGGCUGGCUGUCCAGACGACCCGCAGCAGUGUAAGAAAUUACUCUAUCAGGUCCUAGUGAAGCAUUACGGACAGACGCAACGACCACCUCUGCUCAGCAACUACUUUUUUGACGUCUACUCCGGCAUCUCGGAGCUCCUAGUGAAUGGGAAGCUGGAGCAGGCUGCAGAGGCGCUGCAGCUGAGUCUGAGGCUGCAGGACUCUCGCAGCAGAGAGGAGCUCCGAAGGCUCCUGAGAUUCAUGGCAACUGCAGCCAAACCACAGGAAGUGAAGCUGCACAAAGAGAUUGAAAAUAGAAUGGCAGUAAAAAGGGCUUUCUCCAGAGCCAUCAUCUACAGCAGAAGGCUUCCCAAAGGAAAGCUGGACUUGACGGUUCUGUUCAUGAUGGAUCACCACAUUGAUCUGUUCAAAAUCCCAGCCUUAUUGCACCAGCUGGUCAGUGAACGGAUUCGGAAUAUUGUGAACGGGAAAGAUCCAGAUGUGAUAACAGGUGUAACGUACAGCUCAAGAGUAAGUGCUCAGGUAUACGCUGGAAACGAGCAGAACAUCACGAAGGAGGAGGUUCUGUCGUUGCUGCAGACGGUUCACGAGAGCCCCAAACUCUCCACCAAAGAGAAGAAACAACUGCUAGGACGGUUUGCUAAAGCUCACCCGGACAUUUUUGUCCAGUACUUUGGAAAAAAACUGUCUUUGGUCAACAUGUUGCUACAAUAAUUUUUAUUAGUGAGAUGAAAUGUGUAAUAUAAUUUAAAAACAAAGUUUAUG